AUGGCUGCUAUUCGUAAAAAAUUGGUCAUCGUUGGUGAUGGCGCUUGCGGCAAAACUUGCCUUUUAAUCGUGUUCAGUAAGGAUCAGUUCCCAGAUGUUUAUGUACCAACGGUGUUUGAAAAUUAUGUUGCAGAUAUUGAAGUGGACGGGAAACAGGUGGAACUAGCUUUGUGGGAUACCGCGGGCCAAGAAGAUUAUGAUCGAUUAAGACCACUCAGUUAUCCGGAUACUGAUGUAAUCUUGAUGUGUUUUAGCAUUGAUUCACCGGACUCGUUAGAAAACAUUCCAGAAAAGUGGACACCUGAGGUGCGUCAUUUUUGCCCAAAUGUUCCAAUAAUUUUGGUUGGUAAUAAGAAAGACCUACGCAACGACCCACAGAUGGUACGUGAAUUAGCGAAGAUGAAACAGGAACCAGUACGUCCGGAACAAGGCCGUGCAAUAGCUGAACAGAUCGGUGCCUUCGCAUAUUUGGAAUGUUCUGCAAAAACAAAGGAUGGAAUCCGAGAAGUGUUCGAAAAAGCAACGCAGGCUGCAUUGCAGCAAAAGAAAAAGAAAAAGAAAUGUGUCAUUCUUUGA
Messenger RNA from Brugia malayi, 576 nucleotides. RefSeq names its product RAS-like GTP-binding protein RhoA, putative (gene Bma-rho-1.1). The coding region runs from base 1 to 576 and encodes 191 amino acids. The transcript has 5 exons. NCBI's taxonomy places the organism in Eukaryota, Metazoa, Nematoda, Chromadorea, Rhabditida, Onchocercidae. Gene Ontology annotation, biological process: cell migration; small GTPase-mediated signal transduction. Gene Ontology annotation, molecular function: GTPase activity; GTP binding. The record is from RefSeq and is a predicted model, not a curated record.